Mytilus trossulus (common blue mussel) is the source of this 1580-nucleotide messenger RNA. RefSeq lists its product as uncharacterized. Gene Ontology annotation, molecular function: ubiquitin protein ligase activity; zinc ion binding; protein binding. Bases 60 to 1580 code for a protein of 506 amino acids. NCBI's taxonomy places the organism in Eukaryota, Metazoa, Mollusca, Bivalvia, Mytilida, Mytilidae. The transcript has 3 exons. Gene Ontology annotation, biological process: protein monoubiquitination. The record is from RefSeq and is a predicted model, not a curated record.
UCACUUCCUGGUAGGCCGACAUUUUAGAUAAUGAUUUGAUUUGUGCCAUAUAAACAAUCAUGGCAUCAAGUAAAUCUGUAACAUGCGGACCAUGUAAACAAGAUAAAGUAAACACUCAAGCUGACAUCUGGUGUAACAACUGUGAUGAAGGAUUAUGUUCAACAUGUUCAAGUCAUCACAAAAGAACAGAAUCAUCACGUGAUCACAGUACCAUCGAUAUUCAAACAUAUACAAUGAUCAAAACAGAAUGUGAUGCGCAUAGUCAAAAGUUCAACUUGUACUGCCCAAACCAUUUAAUGCCUUGCUGUAAUGAAUGUCAUUCAAAGUGUACUGGAAUAAAAAGCUUGGGGAGUGUAGUGGAGAAAACCAAAACUGAAAAAUGGCAAGAAUCUGUAGAGAAAGGUAUAAUAUCUAUCACUAAUUUCUUGGAUGAAAUGGUAAACAACAAAUCCGAAAACAUAAGAAGAGGAGAAAAACAAUCUGAAAGCAUAAAGAAAUCAGUUAGUCAAAUUCGAAAUGAAAUCAAUAAAUAUUUAGACAAUCUUGAGGAAAAGUUAUGUAAAGAAGUACAUACAGUAUGGGGUCAGGAGAAAUCAAAAUUAACAAGAUUAAUUACUGAAAUUGAAGAAAAAACUAUAAAACUCAGGAAAAUGCAAGAUGAUUUAAAGAAGGUUACAGAACGAACUUCAAAACUCCAAUCCUUUCUAGGAGUACAUCAGAUUGAACAAAAAGUUCAUCAAUGUCAAAGAUAUGUUGAAGAAAUUGAAGACAGUGAGAGAGCCAGUGAGGUAAGCAUAAAGAUAAAGCAAAAUGGUGAGUUAGGAAAGAUACUCAAAGAGUUACAAGUAAUAAAAUCCUUUGGAGAAGUGAUGGUUGUUAAAACAGAAAUAUCCUUGAAGAGGCAAACAUGUGUGAGUAAGGAAGCACAAAUAGAACUUCAAGAAAAAUCUAAAAUAGAAAACAUGACAAUGAAUAUUGAGACCAGAAUACCAAUCAAUGUCAGUAAGCAUAUUAGUGACAUUAUUUGUCUAAUGGAUGAAAGAGUAAUACUAGUUGAACAGAGAGGUAAAGCUUACUUACUUACGUCUGAUGGCAAACUUGAGAAACAAUUACCUAUAUCUGGUGAAGCCUGGAGUGUAUCACAGAUUAAUCUGGACAAUAUUGCCGUAACUUGUGAUGACUUGGAGGGAAACACACUGAAGUCAAUACAAGUUGAGAAUAAAUCACCUCUGUUUCACAUUGUUUACUGUAAAGACAGAGUAAUUUAUAGCGACUAUGAUGGUAAAACAGUAUAUUGUGUUAAUGAAUCAGGUGAACAGAUCUGGCAACACAAACACGAUUUAUCAGGACCGCACGGACUUUGUGUAGAUACUUAUGGCAAUAUUAUUGUAGCAGACGUUGGAUCUGGUAGCGUAAAAGUUAUAUCAAAAGAUGGACAGGACAGUAAAGUACUGGUUAGAAAAGAUGAUCUAGGAUACACGCCGUGGCAUAUUUGUUUUAACAAACAUAAAGAAUCUUAUGGUUUUAUUUGCGAUGCCUGUGGCAAUAGCAUAACCAGAUUCAGUCUGUCUUAUGAUUGA